AUGUCAAUUUCCCAUUCUGAUCGUCAACAAUUAUUAGAACAAAAACGGCAGAGAUUACAGGAAUUGAAACAGAGACGUUUGUUACAACAACUGUCUCGGCUGCCCACACCUGAAGAACCGCAUGCGUUGUUAUUUAAAAAGCGUGUUGAUGCAACAACGCAAACACAAUACGAUGAAAUAUCAUCAAAUAAAGCAAACCCCAUCAACCAGGUAACAAAGAAGGAAAUUGAUAAAUACGACAAAUCUGUUCAAACUACAACACCGAUCCAAAUUGAAACACCAUCUGUACCUGCUGAGAAAAAAGUCAACCUUCUUGACAAGCAAGCCAUUUGUGAAAAUGAUUUGAAUGAAGCUUUGACAACUUCCAUCAAAACGGUGAAUAAAAUUCAAAUUACCAAGACAAUCCAACUAGACCAAUCAGCAAAACGUGCUUCGGAUGUGAAUUUGCUUUCGGGAUUUAACAUCACAGCAACUCAUAAUUUCAAACAGACAAUUCGGUGUAUGGAUGUGUUGUCCAAGUCGUUAGCACUUGCGUUUACAGAUAAUGAAGCCGUGGUAUAUGAUUUCCAGGAAUCACAGUUUUUCCCUGAGUUUUACUUGAAGUCACUCUCAGGAAUUGAAAUCAUGCAAUUUGAUAAAUAUAACAACCACCGAAUAGUAGGGGGCUUGAGUAAUGGUGGAAUCUGUAUAUGGGAGUUGGGAAAUAGUAGUAUUUCUUUGAUGCCAGUUUUGUCUACUCCGUUGUACUCGUCUAUCCUUCGAACAUCAGCAUUGCUGCAUUUAGAUAAAAUUGUUUAUUUGACUCAGUUUCUUUUAGAUGGUAAUCCUUGUAUCUUAUCUGUGUCACGAGAUGGUGUCGUUAAUGUUUGGUCUGCAAACUUAUUGGUGGAGCCAAAGUUGUCUUUUAAAAUAUUUGGGUCUACAAGAAAAGCUGACGAUCUGCAAGUCAUGAAUGGAUUGUAUUUGGGACCAGAUGAGAUUGUUGGUACAAAUUUUAUUCUCGAUUUAAUUGUUGCUACAAACGAUGGGAGAAUAUAUAAAGGUAAUGGCGAACUUGUACAUGAGGACUGUCUAUCUAUUAUUGGUUCAUUAAUCAAACUUGAUAACCUUAUAAUAUCGAGUCAUUCUGAAUGGAACUUCAAAAUUUGGAAACAGCAACAAGUUCAGCCGUUCAAGGACAUUCCAACACCAUAUAUUGUCCGUCAGAUGAUAAUCAGACCUCAAAGAAAAUUGCAAUUGGUAACUGUUGGGUAUCCAAAUUUGGCGAAUAGUCGUUAUGUUGUGGAUAUCUGGGAUUUGAGCAAGAAGAUAUAUUCUCCUAUCACCACCAUAAUGGAAUCUGUCGAUAAAAUUGAUGAUAUUGCCUUUAAUGAAACUGGUGACACUUUCAUUGUUGUUGUAAAAGGUAAUAUGACUGUUUACUCCAUUGAUGAUUCAAAGUUUUCCAGAUUUGAAAAAGAUGAUUCCCAUUUUGAUAAAGGUAUAUAA
This is a messenger RNA of Candida albicans SC5314, 1488 nucleotides long. RefSeq lists its product as uncharacterized. Gene Ontology annotation, biological process: transport along microtubule. Gene Ontology annotation, molecular function: dynein light chain binding; dynein heavy chain binding. The record is from RefSeq and is a predicted model, not a curated record. NCBI's taxonomy places the organism in Eukaryota, Fungi, Ascomycota, Pichiomycetes, Serinales, Debaryomycetaceae. Gene Ontology annotation, cellular component: cytoplasmic dynein complex. The coding region runs from base 1 to 1488 and encodes 495 amino acids. The transcript has a single exon.